AUGGAAACACACCAACUGCUCCAGCACGCCACACAGCUCUGGACAGGCUCUCGGACGCUUGGCCCCGCCCGCGUCGCCUUCCGCGCCAACUCGCCUUCGCCCUCCUCGGUUUCUGCGCGCGACACAAGUCGGCUCGGUCGCCUUCUCUCGAGGACGCGCCCUGCGACGGAAGCGAAGACGUUCAAGACGAGAGACAGGAGUCUCAGCGACGAGCAGGCCGAUGGAGAGAAGAAGACCGAUGGAGAGAAGAAGGCCGAUGGAGAAGAGAAGAAGGCCGAUGGAGAAGAGAAGAAGGCGGAUGGAGAGAAGAAGACCGAUGGAGAGAAGAAGGACGAUGAAGAGAAGAGAGAGGAGGUGAGGAACAAGUGA
Messenger RNA from Toxoplasma gondii ME49, 369 nucleotides. RefSeq lists its product as hypothetical. The transcript has a single exon. The record is from RefSeq and is a predicted model, not a curated record. Bases 1 to 369 code for a protein of 122 amino acids. Lineage: Eukaryota; Apicomplexa; Conoidasida; Eucoccidiorida; Sarcocystidae.